AUGUUCGAUGUUCGCUCUGCAUUUUACGUAGCUUCGAAUCUGCUUGGUAGUUUCGUCAUCCCGGUCGCUAGUUGUACGAAGGGACGGGGUACUUGUAGAGACUUGAAGGCUCUCAACUCGGGUCUUCCCGAUUCGGCUAUAGCAGAUGCCGAAGGACACACAAAGUCGCUGAGAAACGGAAGGGGUGAGACAACGAUUAUUCACUGCCUUGAGAACAUGUCGUGUCAAGAUGAUGGUAGCCGCUUACUUGACUCUUGUACCACUCGGAGUGUGUACCUAGGACAUGCUAAGCCAAACGCUCAUCUCGACGUCAGAGAAUGA
Colletotrichum lupini is the source of this 321-nucleotide messenger RNA. RefSeq lists its product as uncharacterized. The coding region runs from base 1 to 321 and encodes 106 amino acids. The record is from RefSeq and is a predicted model, not a curated record. The transcript is spliced from 4 exons. NCBI's taxonomy places the organism in Eukaryota, Fungi, Ascomycota, Sordariomycetes, Glomerellales, Glomerellaceae.